UGACUGAAGGAAGACAAUAACACUGAAACAGCGUUAAACACAGUGAGUUUUUUUUUUCUAACUGUGACUUUGCAAAAAGGAUAAAAGUUGGAAUAUUGUUUAGAAAAAAUAAUCACGAGUUGAAUAAUUUCAUUUACUCAAGAAAAUUAUGGAUGAUUUCUCGUCUUGUGACUAUCAAGUUCCUGAUCUUGUGACUGUCCAGUUCCUGGUUCUGAGACUGUCCAGUUCCUGGUCUUGUGAUUGUCCAGUUCCUGGUUCUGAGACUGUCCAGUUCCUGGUCUUGUGAUUGUCUAGUUCCUGGUCCUGUUACUGUCCAGUUCCUGAUCUUGUUACUGUCCAGCUCCUGAUCUUGUUACUGUCCAGUUCCUGAUCUUGUUACUGUCCAGUUCCUGAUCUUGUUACUGUCCAGUUCCUGAUCUUGUUACUAUUCAGUUCCUGGUCUUGUGACUGUCCAGUUCCUGGUCUUGUGACUGUCCAGUUCCUGGUUCUGUCACUGCCCAGUUCCUGGUCCUGUCACUACCCAGUUCCUGGUCCUGUCACUGCCCAGUUCCUGGUCCUGUUACUGCUCAGUUUCUGGCCCUGUUAUUGCCCAGUGCCUGUAAGUUCGUGAGAGGAAACUGUACCCAAACAUCCAGUACUCAGUCCUGAAAAAUAAGUUAGACCAAACUGUCGUUCCUUCAGGCAAUUAUCACCACCCUUAAUCACCUACUGUGUAACCCAUCAGUCAAAGGCUAAUCACCUAGACAUCAGUUCAUCAAGGGCCGGGGAAUCAUCAGUUUGCAGUCCCGUGGUUCAUGGUGUGGCACCCAGGAAUGGUGGGCCGAGCAGCGUGGGCACGCUAGAGGUGCCUAGCAGUGCCAGCAUGCAAGUGUGGGCGGUGCCACGGGCUGUGAGGGUGGCACUACUCCUACUGCUCCUCACCUCCUCCAACGUCAGCGCCCCGAUACCCACUGAUACAGGGGAGGACCUGGGUGCUGCAGGGCGAGGUAGGCACCGACGGAGAGCCUUCCCAGGACCUCACUUCCACCCCACCUCCCCCACUAACGUCACGGCGCAGCUGGGGGCGCACGCCUACCUACCCUGCAGGAUCAAAAACCUGGGCAACAAGUCGGUAUCCUGGAUCAGGAACCGGGACUCGCACAUACUGACGGUGGACCGGUACACCUUCAUCUCCGACGAGCGCUUCAUGUCGUGGCACGAGGCGCAGACGCAGACCUGGACGCUACAAGUACGCUACGUGCAGCAGCGCGACGCCGGAAGUUACGAAUGCCAAGUCUCCACCGAACCCAAGAUGAGCCACUUCGUACAACUUAACGUUAUUACUCCCAGCGUUACCAUUGCCGGAGAGUCGGACCUGUACGUCAAGAGUGGAUCAACGGUCAACAUCAAGUGCGUCAUCUCCGACGCUCUUGAGGAACCAACAUACAUCUUCUGGUAUCACGACGAUCGUCGGGUGCUGGGAAUCAACUCAGAUCGGAUCCUAUCGGUGAAAAGGAUUCCUCCGGAUACGUCGGUCGGGACCCUGACGAUCCACUCAGUCAGCUUGAGCGACUCCGGCAACUACACGUGCGCCCCGGCGUCGCUACAGAUGGCGUCCGUGGUACUACACGUCCUCAGUGGUGAGCAUCCUGCAGCCAUGCAGCGAGGCACUAACUCUGGCAAUGGUGGCACUAGUGCCGUGGCUGCAGCGCCAUCCUCUUCAUCCUCCUCUUCUUCCUCUUCCUCCUCGUCCUCGUGCACCUACAGCGCCUUGGUCUGUAGCGGCCUGGCGGUAGCGCUGCUGGCGACUCUCUCCUGGAUGCUGCGAGUUACCACGUGACCGUACGAGUGAGAGAUCUUCCUCCCCUUCCCCCUUUCUCUCUCGUGCUCCCACGCUCACAACUUGCAGGGGCCAGACCACGCCCA
Molecule: messenger RNA, 1905 nt
Organism: Cherax quadricarinatus
Lineage: Eukaryota; Metazoa; Arthropoda; Malacostraca; Decapoda; Parastacidae
Product: junctional adhesion molecule B
Biological process (GO): synapse organization
Cellular component (GO): neuron projection membrane
Source: RefSeq, a predicted model, not a curated record